Molecule: messenger RNA, 3240 nt
Organism: Gracilinanus agilis (Agile Gracile Mouse Opossum)
Lineage: Eukaryota; Metazoa; Chordata; Mammalia; Didelphimorphia; Didelphidae
Gene: TULP3
Product: TUB like protein 3
Exons: 11
Coding region: 12-1439 (475 amino acids)
Biological process (GO): protein localization to cilium
Cellular component (GO): cilium
Source: RefSeq, a predicted model, not a curated record
UUGGGGACUGGAUGCAGUUCCCGCUUGCGGAACGGCUCGGGAUGGAGGCGGCGCGCCACAGACUCGGGCCCGGCGGGGAUAGGGCCUUUGAAGAUGAAAAUAUGAAGCUCCGGCAGUUGAAAUUGGAUAAUCAGCGAGCUUUGCUAGAGAAGAAGCAGAGGAAGAAGCGUCUUGAGCCCCUCAUGGUGCAGCCAAACCCAGAGGCCAGGCUGCGCCGGUCAAAGCCAAAAGCUAGUGAAGAGCAGACCCCGUUGGUAGAUCCUCAUACACACCUUUGCAGUGAUGUGGUCUUGCACGGAAUUGAUGGCCCAGCUGCCUUCAUGAAACCAGAGGCUCAAGAUUUGAGAACCAAACUCCAUGUUCUCUCAGUAGGCUCUUCUACUACAGAAGAGGAGACUGAGGCUGACUUGGAUGGGGAGAAUAUUGAAGACUCUGUCUCGAAACCAGAUCUUCAGGAACUUCUCCAGAAACGUGGUAUCUCUGACACUUUGAACUUUGAUGAGGAGGUGACUGAUGGGGAGGAAGAAGAAGGAAAGAAAUCAAGAAUGAACUCACCUUCCUCAGAAACACAGCGUCCCAGUUCUGGAUCCAGCCAAAAAUCAGUCACAGAUACGGGAGCCUCCUGUACAGCAUCCCUUCAGGCUGAUAAUCAGCUGGGAGAAGUAGAAAACUUAGAAGAUUUUGCAUUUCGUCCUGCUCCUCGGGGGAUUACAGUGAAAUGUCGGAUCACCAGGGAUAAGAAGGGAAUGGACAGGGGCCUCUACCCCACCUAUUACAUGCACUUGGAAAGGGAUGAAAAUCGGAAGACGUUCCUUCUUGCUGGGAGAAAGCGAAAAAAGAGCAAAACAUCCAACUACCUCAUCUCCAUUGACCCAACGGACUUAUCUCGGGAAGGGGAGAGCUAUAUCGGCAAACUCAGGUCCAAUCUCAUGGGAACCAAGUUUACAGUGUAUGACCACGGAGUCAGCCCGACUAAGGCACAGGGCCUGGUGGAAAAGGCCCAUACUCGGCAGGAGCUUGCAGCCAUCUGUUAUGAAACCAAUGUACUUGGGUUUAAAGGUCCCAGGAAGAUGUCUGUGAUUAUUCCAGGGAUGAAUAUGAGUCAUGAACGAAUUCCAUUCCAGCCACGAAAUGAGCAUGAGAACUUGCUUUCCAAAUGGCAAAAUAAAAACAUGGAAAAUGUGAUUGAGCUACACAACAAAGCUCCAGUCUGGAAUGAUGACACUCAGUCCUAUGUCUUAAAUUUUCAUGGCCGGGUCACUCAGGCAUCUGUGAAGAAUUUUCAGAUCGUCCAUGCAAAUGAUCCUGAGUAUAUAGUCAUGCAGUUUGGACGUAUAGCAGAAGAUGUGUUCACUCUGGACUACAAUUAUCCCAUGUGUGCUCUCCAGGCCUUUGCUAUUGGGCUUUCUAGCUUUGACAGCAAGCUAGCAUGUGAAUGAUAGAAGACAGGUCAUGCCCUAAACUGUCUUACUCCAUGAAGCUAAAUUCAGGGAGAAAACAACUUCUUCUUCUAAGCCUGAAAGAGACCAGAAAAGCCAACCAGUAUCUUUUAGGUUGAUCCUGGCAUAUACGAAAAACUAUUCACUGGAAUUUCCAACCCCCACCAGGAAUGACAUGUCACCCAGUAUAAAUGAAAGAUUAUUCAAGCUGCAAAGAAAUUUUUACCUAUAGCACAUUAAUGAAGCUCACUUGUCCUGUGCCUCAGCGGUCUGUUUCUUCUACACCUGGAAUCUCUUGCAUCUGGCAUUAUGUUCAGGUUAUUUCAGGUACUUAUCUAUUUUCAGAAAGGAACAUUCCUAACAUUCUUUUGCCCCAUAUUGGUAACUCAUAACUACCACAGCUUUUAAAUAACAGUGGAACUUCUAUAGUUUGUGCCUGUGGUCCUGAGCUCAUAAAUGGGAGGACUGAGUAUGUACAAAAAGCUUCCAUCACUGCUGUUGCUUCCUUUUACUAUCCUAUAGAUUAAAUGACCAAGCCAUGAAGCUUAUGUGUCCAUUUGUAACCAGAUUUUGACUUGUUCGAAGAAUGAUGAUUUCCAGAAGACGAUUUACUAGGACCAGAGAAAUACAAAGUGACUCAUCACUUUGACACUUCACCAAUGGCUCAUGUAUGCUGACUUAUUUUUGGGAAGAAGCAGCAUCCAUCAUUCUUACCCCCAUCCUAAAAGAAGUGCUCCAGUUGGCCAAAGCUAUCAAAUUUAUAACCAAUGAAGUCACAGUUUAAUAUAAUUGUCUUAAUUUCAUGUAUAGAUUAAAAUCCUUUCCUUCUCUGAAUGAUGCCAAUGGUGCCUUGAAGGCACAAGUUCAGUGGUUUUGCAGCUACCCUGAUUUUCAGCCCAGAGGUGCCUCCUUCUAUGUGGGUUUCUGUGGAGCCAUUCACCAAGGGGAUGUAGUCUCCAACAGGAAGUAUAUUUUAAAGCUUGCAGCUGUCUUGUUAGUUUAAAAGAUAAAAGGAAAAAAAAAAAGGUGGCAGUGAUAAGUUUUUGAUCUUGUACAUUUUGGUGGCCCUAGAAUUAAUUGUCUUAUUAACCUACAGCCCUCAGAUGGGCAGCGUUUGGCUCUUUCUGGCAUAAAUAUUACUAGCACUCAGUGUCCUUUGUACACUUGCUCAGAGUGUCACCAAAGCCUUUGUAUCUUGGUAUAACUUGCCUUUUCAUUACAAUACACAAAUUGUAGUAUCUUUGUUUCACUUGUUCUGUUUAUUAGAAAAUCCCAAUAAAUCAAGUAGUAACUCUUGCAGCAAAAUUUAGAAAUUAGUUGUCAGUACAAACCAAGGACCAUUGUAUUUCCCCACUUCAGCCUUUUUAAAUCUCCACCCAGUACUUUCCUGUUUCCUCUGCUCUCCAAGUCAGAAAGCCAAGAGUAGAAAAUUAGUCCAGGACAAACCCAGCCGAUCUUCUCUUUGUUAAGUUAUUUUCAUUUUAGGCCUGGCUCCUCCAGUCAAGUGCCUCAUCAAUAAGUGCCCCAGUGCCCUUUAGACCUCAGUCACUAACGUGCUUCCUUCCAGACAUUAUAAACUGGUAGCAAGCUAACUUUGUUCCCUUGUCUUCAGCUAUUGAGAAUAGCAAAACCUGGAUGCUAGGAGCCAUCCCUGAGGCUAUAAAUUUAAUCCCUAUCCUUACCUCUCUUGCUUUUCUUUUGAUCUUCAGAAAACUCACCCAACUCUUAACUUUCUGCUUGAGGGUCUAGAAAAAUGCCUUCCCCCCCACUCCACUCUGGUUUUACAUGAAUCAUAUUUAUA